CAAGGGGUUGAGGAAGUAUUACUUCUGCUCAGCAGAGCAGUUAUCAGUAUCAGUGUUAUGGAGAGCUGGCAGGUAUAAAAGGAAAGACGAUAAAGGUGGGGACAGCCAUAACAUACAAAGGAAACACCUGAAGACCAAGAUGGAGAAAACAAUGAUGGUUGUCCUCUGUGUCUGUUCCACCUUCAUUUCAGUGGAGCAAACUGUAACAGUUUGUACCUCCUGUACAAAUGGAACAGAUGCAACACUGACCAGCAACAACACUGAACCAACUGGUACCACCAGACCCGCAGCAGCAACCACACCACUGCCCACUCACACCACGACUAACGUAACCUCCAACUACAAUAAUGUAACCACAACAGCACCUCCCUCCAACUCCACCUCGCACUCCACGGCUCAAAUCACUUCAACACAGAAGCCCACAAUGACCUCUGGAGCAACACAAAGCUCUGUAGUCACGUCAGCUCUUGGUGUGACUAACACUAGAACAACUUCAACUACAACAUCAAACGGAGGGUCUGCCUCUUUGUUUGGGUCCUGCAGUCAACUACUGGUGCCUCUGAUCUCGAUUCUGAUCUACGGUGCAUAGGACUGCCAUUGUAACCCAAAAUUAAAAUCACAGAUUCACCUUUCCUCAAUAGAAAUGUUAGAUUUUUGAAAGAGCUUCUUAUUUAUUGGCUCUUACUUUGACUGUCACGCUUCUGUCAUAUUAAUGUUAUGAAGUGCUUUGUUUGCUCUGAGCUAUUUUUCACUUUUGACCAAGAGUCUUCCACACAGUCUCAAUAAAUCAUGUAUAAUCCCA
Micropterus dolomieu (smallmouth bass) is the source of this 802-nucleotide messenger RNA. RefSeq names its product salivary glue protein Sgs-3-like. Lineage: Eukaryota; Metazoa; Chordata; Actinopteri; Centrarchiformes; Centrarchidae. The transcript is spliced from 2 exons. Bases 140 to 589 code for a protein of 149 amino acids. The record is from RefSeq and is a predicted model, not a curated record.